Messenger RNA from Microplitis demolitor, 1495 nucleotides. Its product is annotated as endoplasmic reticulum-Golgi intermediate compartment protein 2. The transcript has 4 exons. Bases 310 to 1485 code for a protein of 391 amino acids. Gene Ontology annotation, cellular component: membrane; endoplasmic reticulum; COPII-coated ER to Golgi transport vesicle. Gene Ontology annotation, biological process: endoplasmic reticulum to Golgi vesicle-mediated transport; retrograde vesicle-mediated transport, Golgi to endoplasmic reticulum. Lineage: Eukaryota; Metazoa; Arthropoda; Insecta; Hymenoptera; Braconidae. The record is from RefSeq and is a predicted model, not a curated record.
UAAACAACGUCAACGUGUCAAAUUUAAAUUUGUUACCGAGUUGUUGAGUGUAAAUAUUGUAAAUAAUUUUUUUUAUAAAUUUUUAUUUGAUAUAUAUGUCAUAUAUUAUUUAAAUUUGUCAUAAAAAAAAUAAGUUGAGUAGUUUUAUAAUUUUUAAAAAUCCUAACCUCAGUAUUUUUAAUUAAAUUAAAAUUAAAAUUGCUAUUGUAAAUAAUUUAAAUUAUGGAGUUUAAUUAAUUGAAAAAAAAUUAAUUAUCAUUUUAAAUAUCUGCUGUGAUUUUUAAAAAAUAUAUGUAAAUAUAUAUAAACAUGCUGAGAAGGAGAAACGUCAAUUUGAAAACUGUCAAAGAACUUGAUGCCUUUCCUAAAAUACCGGAGACUUAUAAAAAUAAAUCUGCUGUUGGUGGUACUUUUUCAUUUAUAACUUUUGUUAUCAUAAGCUGGCUGGUGAUAUCGGAAACUCGUUAUUUUUUAAAUGCUCGAUUGCAUUUCAAAUUUGAACCUGACACAGAUGUUGAUGAUAAACUUAAGAUAAAUAUUGAUAUGACAGUAGCAAUGCCAUGUAGUCUUAUCGGAGCGGAUAUACUAGACUCGACGAAUCAAAAUUUACUGGGAUUCGAACCGCUGACUGAGGAAGAAACCUGGUGGGAAUUGUCACCAAAUCAAAGGUCACACUUUGAUGCUUUGAAACACAUGAAUUCGUACCUGAGAGAAGAGUAUCAUGCUAUACAUGAAUUACUUUGGAGAUCUAAUCAAGUUGCAUUUAUGGGCGAAAUGCCUAAAAGAACAGUAACACCAGAUCGUCGUCCAGAUGCUUGCCGAUUAUACGGCAACAUAAAUUUAAAUAAAGUUGCUGGUAACUUCCAUAUAACUGCCGGUAAAUCAUUGUCACUUCCUCGGGGUCAUAUACAUAUUUUUGCAUUUAUGACAAGUAACGAUUACAACUUUACUCAUCGUAUAAAUAAAUUUUCUUUUGGUGAAGAAAGUCCUGGAAUUGUUCAGCCGCUUGAUGGCGAUGAAAAAAUAGCUGAUGACAAUAUGAUGCUGUAUCAAUAUUUCAUUGAAAUAGUACCUACAGAUAUUCAUACCCUGAUGAAAACAACAAAAACUUAUCAGUACAGCGUGAAAGACUAUCAGCGACCAAUAAAUCAUGCAAGAGGAUCGCACGGUGUGCCGGGAAUAUUUUUUAAAUAUGACACAAGUGCUCUUAAAGUUAAAGUGACACGUAAUCGUGAUUCAUUUAUACAAUUUUUAGUUAAAUUAUGUGCAACUGUCGGCGGCAUUUAUGUAACAAGUGGUUUAAUUAACAGUGUUAUUCAAGCAUGCUGGUACAUUGUAUCAUGUAAAUUCUUCCGAAAAGAAAUAGAACAAGAUCGUAGAGCUUUAAUCGAUAAAAAAACAAUAGGAAAUAAAAUAACAGCUCCAUUAAAUUUAAUUAAUGUCGCGACACCCGAUAUUAUUGACGUCACUUUGAAUCCGCAAUAAAAAUUUUUUA